Messenger RNA from Copidosoma floridanum, 631 nucleotides. RefSeq names its product putative nuclease HARBI1. The record is from RefSeq and is a predicted model, not a curated record. NCBI's taxonomy places the organism in Eukaryota, Metazoa, Arthropoda, Insecta, Hymenoptera, Encyrtidae.
UGUUGGAUGUAUCAAUGGAACACACAUUAAGAUUGCAAUGUCAUGACAGCCCAAGGAGAGUCCCAACAGCUAUUACAACAGAAAAUAUUAUUUUUCACCGCAACUGCAAAUUGUAUGCGACCACAAUCUUCGUAUUAUUGACAUGUAUUGUGGAUACCCAGGCUCAAUGCAUGAUGCUAGGGUUUUCAGAAAUUCUUCAGUGUACAAAAGAGUGACAGAGACUGAUAUCAGUGGACAUUUACUUAGUGAUGCAGCUUACCCUUGCCUAAAACAGCUCAUCACUCCUUUUAAAGAUAAUGAUCAUCUAGAAAGAGUCCAUAGAAGGUUCAAUCAACAUCCAUCCAAAUCCCGAGUAUCUGUUAAACAUACAAUUAGGAUUCUGAAACAAAGAUUUAGAUGUCUCUACCGUCUGCGAUUAAGACCAGGUGCUCGAAGGUUGCAAGUUAUUAGAUCUUGUUGUGUAUUACAUAACAUGGUCUUACAAAGAGAUACAGUCCACCUUGAGCUAGCUUUAGAAGUUCAUAACAAUUGCCAAGAUGGAAGUUGUAACGAUGCAGACUUCAUUGAUGAUAUUCACUUUGAUGAAGAUGGACGUGAUAAAAGAAAGAACAUUUUACAAAGAUUUAUGUGA